Enhydra lutris kenyoni (northern sea otter) is the source of this 1383-nucleotide messenger RNA. Its product is annotated as serum response factor binding protein 1. Bases 89 to 1327 code for a protein of 412 amino acids. Gene Ontology annotation, cellular component: nucleus; 90S preribosome. The transcript has 8 exons. Gene Ontology annotation, biological process: maturation of SSU-rRNA. NCBI's taxonomy places the organism in Eukaryota, Metazoa, Chordata, Mammalia, Carnivora, Mustelidae. The record is from RefSeq and is a predicted model, not a curated record.
CCGGUUCACGUGCCGGCUGCCGCGGGGUCUUCUCAGAUGUACCAUAGCUCUGCCGGGGACUCUCAACCUCAAUAACGAGGUUGUGAAGAUGAGAAAAGAAGUGAAGAGAAUCCGGGUGUUGGUUAUCCGAAAACUUGUCAGAAGUGUUGGCAGACUGAAGUCAAAAAAGGGUACCGAAGAUGCACUGUUAAAAAACCAGAGGCGGGCACAACGACUGCUUGAAGAAAUUCAUGCUAUGAAGGAAUUGAAACCUGAUGUAGUAACUAAAUCUGCGCUCGGUGAUGAUAUCAGCUUUGAAAAAAUCUGCAAAAAGCCUGAUUCUACUGCAGCUGAAAGAGCAGUUGCCAGACUAGCAAUGCAUCCUCUUCUGAAGAAAAAAAUAGAUGUGCUAAAAGCUGCUGUCAAAGCCUUUAAAGAUGCAAGACAAAAUGUUAUUGAAGUUAAAUCAUUAGAGACUGCUUUAGAAGAAAAUCAUUCCAAGGACACUUUGUGUUCAAAUGAUGAUGCCAGUAAGUUACAGCAUGAAGGAACUAUUAUCAGUGAGCAAAAAGAGAAAGAAGCCAAAAUAUUGGCAAAGAAACCAAUAAAUUCAAAAGGAAAAAGAACCAAGAUGGAACAUGGACCCACUGCUGUAGACAUUCCAAAUUCUCCAUCAAAGCCUUCUGAAAGGGCUGGUAUAGUUUCUUCUGAGCCCCGGAAGAUACCUGCUGACCCAAAAAUGAAAACCUCAAGUAAAACCAAAAAAGGGAAAGAGUCCAGUAGCUCCCUUGAUGAUAACAGUGAUGGAGAAGAAUUACAAGAAGAAGAAAAGGAGUAUUUUGAUGAUAGCACAGAGGAAAGGUUUUACAAACAGUCCUCCAUGUCUGAGGAUAGUGACAGUGGUGAUGACUUCUUCAUUGGGAAAGUCAGACGGACACGAAAGAAGGAAAGUAGUUGCCAUUCUUCAGUUAAGGAACAAAAGCCUCCGCAAAAAGUGUUACCUGAGGAAGAUAUACUCGAAACCCAUCAGAGUGUAAGAAAUGACAUAAACAAGCCAAGUACAGAAUCAAGGAAGUUUGAGUCUGUGUUUUUCCAUUCUUUAUCGGGAUCUAAAAAUUCUAGAAGAAAUUACAGAGAACAAGCUCCAAAAAACAGCACCCCAGGUUUUCAGCAGAAUGAACCUCAGCUCAAGAAUCUGUUUAAUAAGAGUGCACAAAAAGGAUUUCAAAAUACAAAACAGCAAUCACAGCUGCCUCUUCAUCCUUCGUGGGAAGCAAGCAGGAGGCGAAAAGAACAGCAAUCUAAAAUUGCUGUGUUUCAGGGGAAAAAAAUUACAUUUGAUGAUUGAUUAGUUUAGUACCUCAUUUUGUGAACCAGCCCAUUAUUAAAGUUAUGUUUCCAUAA